Olea europaea var. sylvestris is the source of this 1464-nucleotide messenger RNA. RefSeq lists its product as uncharacterized. The record is from RefSeq and is a predicted model, not a curated record. The coding region runs from base 287 to 1240 and encodes 317 amino acids. NCBI's taxonomy places the organism in Eukaryota, Viridiplantae, Streptophyta, Magnoliopsida, Lamiales, Oleaceae. The transcript is spliced from 6 exons.
UUGGUCGUUUGUUCUUCUACCGAGAGCAGUACUGUGGAAAUAUGAAAACAAAUGACUGUAAUUCAUGUGUGCUUUGCUCAUUUUCUGAUUAGUUUUGCUCUCGGAUAUAGGGAUUAGGAUUUAAUCAAUAACAAUCUUGUCCUCAUUUUCAACAGUUUAGAUUGUCUGACCACCUUCCAUAGACACGUAUUUAUAACAUCGGUGACUCAGAAAAGUUGAAAUGAUUGAUAUCACCUUACUAUGGCGAUUCAUGUAAAGGACUAACUCAUUGCCAUAUCAAGUUUGGAUGGGUGACAUGCAACCAAGCAAUGAUACUUCAAAGAAGGGAUAUCCUAAUCAUACUGGUUUUGCGAUACCUACCUUUUUCUCACAAUUCCCAGAGAAAGUUCAGAAAUGCCUCAAGAUAGACUUUGACCAAUUGUUGAGAAAUGAUAAUAUGACAAGCCCAGAAAUUGACCAGAGAAAUAACAAAGAAUCAUCGGCCGUGGAGUUGAGUCUUGAAAAGCAAAUGUAUUCUUGGAAAGAGAAUCCAAUUUGGGAGGACCAUCCUCCUGAUAUAAAUGUUACGGUGCCUAAAGGCUCUCUUUGCAACCUUAAUUUGAAAGUUGAUGUUGGGUUGCCUCCCGAUGCUGUCUACAACAUUGUAACAGACCCCGAUAAUAAGAGAGUAUUCAAAAAUAUUAAGGAAGUAAAAUCAAGAAAGGUCUUAGUUGACGAGGGAUCGAGGCAGCUGGUAGAAGUGGAACAAGCAGCAAUUUGGAGAUUCCUUUGGUUGUCUGGGACCAUUUCAAUUCAUGUUUUGGUGGAUCAAAACCGAGACGAUUAUUCAAUGAAGUUUAAGCAAAUUAAAUCCGGAUUUAUGCAAAGAUUCGAAGGUUGCUGGAAAAUGGAGCCCUUUUUUGUCGAUGAAGAAUUAUGCCAUCCAUUUAAACCUCCAUCUUUGACGGAUUAUAUUACAUGCACGAAAGGCAAAGGAAGAAUCGCAUCGAGAUUGAGCUUGGAGCAACUCAUACAACCGGCUAUCCUCCCUCCACCGCCGAUUUCAUGGUAUCUCCGAGGGAUUAUGACAAAGACAACCGAGAUGUUAAUUACCGACUUGCUAGCUGAAGCUGCCAGAAUCAGACAGGAUUCCUGCACUUCUGAGGAAAAAUCUAUUGAACACGAACAAGGUGAUCCAUGUGAUAUCAAGAAACGAUGGGCCAUGCGACGUAAAAAUGCUAGGCUUUCUCGUACUAGCUAGCUUGUCGUUGAGUUCGAAAUCUUGUUAAGCCAUCAGUUUUUGAUUAUUUCUAUUCAAUCAUAUGAUUGUAUCUAUAUUAUCCAAUAACAUUUUUUUCUUCAAUAACGGGGGAACUCGUAGCCGCUACCCUUCUUGUGUGCACUAGUGAAGAUAUUGUCAAAGUUGGUGAAGAUGACAUGUUUUACAUUGGUGAAGAUAGUGUCAAAGUUGAAACUUGUUUGUCA